Molecule: messenger RNA, 920 nt
Organism: Abrus precatorius (Indian licorice)
Lineage: Eukaryota; Viridiplantae; Streptophyta; Magnoliopsida; Fabales; Fabaceae
Exons: 4
Coding region: 200-700 (166 amino acids)
Source: RefSeq, a predicted model, not a curated record
AAUUUGAAUCACAGCACAUACAUUGAGUCUUCUUGUUCGUGGGCGUGGCCCUUGUGUUCACUGCUUAAGCGCCCAGCCUGCGAUAGAAGGAAGAUUAGCAAAGCAAGAAAAGACAGAGAAAGGAAAGGAACAUUUGGUAUCCUUUUCUCAUUUCUUCAUCCUUUGCGCCUCUUCUCUCAUCACUUUGUUUUCCUCAAAUAUGGAUGAGACCAUGAAAGAGUUCCAACAAAAUUUAACAGAACUGGAACUCGAAGCUGAACAUCUUCUCUUAGCCCGUCAUCAGCUGGUUGAAAAUGAUAGAUUGAGAAAUGGGAACAGAGAAGCACUUACUGCAUUAAGGAGAAGGGCUCGGACAACACAGAGUAGUGUUCCAUCUGCUUUUGAAUCAAUAAUGAAGGGAGUAGCAGGGAGCAGCUCAAGACCUUUGGUGCAAGAGGUUUGCACCACCUGUGGCAACCAUGAUACUUCUGAGCAGACGUGGAUGAUGUUUCCAGGAACUGAUCUAUUUGCCAGAGUUCCAUUUCAUGCUGCUCAUACAAUAUUGGAAACAGAUCAAGCACAGCUUGACUUUGAGGCGAAGAGGCUACAGAGCAUUGUGAAAGAAAAAUCUUACCUUAUUUCAGAGACAGGUGUUCUUGCUGACAAGAUAAGUCCAGGAGUGCUCAAAUCGCUUGUAACCUUAAAUGACAAGGCAAAGUAAGAUGUUUUGCACUGAUUAUAUAGCAUGAAACCUUGUUGCAGCAUCAACUGGGUAGAAAAUGGCAGUUUUCUGGAAGAAAUUUUCUUGAGGCAUUAAGGUUUCUUAUGUAGUGUGUUGCUGUAAUUGUGUGUAAAAUGCCUCUUGUUUUCUUUUCCCAUGUUUAUACUGUGACUUAUACAUUCAAUCCUAGUAAUGGAAUUACUGUUACACACAAUUUGAU